Messenger RNA from Gigantopelta aegis, 566 nucleotides. RefSeq lists its product as uncharacterized. The record is from RefSeq and is a predicted model, not a curated record. Bases 16 to 432 code for a protein of 138 amino acids. The transcript is spliced from 5 exons. NCBI's taxonomy places the organism in Eukaryota, Metazoa, Mollusca, Gastropoda, Neomphalida, Peltospiridae. Gene Ontology annotation, molecular function: calcium ion binding.
GUUGGCGUGUCUCUAAUGGUUUCCACUGUCUGGCGACAGCUGCUGCACACGUGUUACUGGUUGCCACUAGAUGAUUGUGAACUUAACGCAACACUGUGGUCCGUAGUUUAUUACUAUUAUUCUAACCAAACCGACGUUUUUACGAUGAAGAUCGUUCUGUGGUUUGUGAUGGCUGCUUUGUACUGCUGUCCAGCGUUUGGUGGAAACUGCGACGGAUUCUGGGGCAGGAUUGACAAAACGUUAUCGACCUAUCCAGCAAUAUCAGAAAUGGAUUUAGACUGCGAUGGGGUAUUAGAACCGCACGAAGUACAGACUCAGAUGGAUGAAAUAGCGGCGGACAAAUACAUAAAGACUUUUGACAGAAAUGACGAUGAUAUGAUCGAAUUUGAAGAAAUCAUUUGGUAUAUCAACCGAAAUAUUAAGGAAUUGUAAAUACAGACAGACUAUUUCCCAUCUGAUGUUGGAUGGUAUUUUUUUUAUUCUCGUAUAUUAUACGUCGUCUUAGGGUAAUACCUAAGUGCUAUGUUCACAUUUAAAGCUGAAUUUAGAAUAAAUCAUCAACUUCU